Messenger RNA from Acanthopagrus latus (yellowfin seabream), 6110 nucleotides. RefSeq names its product zinc finger protein 296 (gene znf296). Gene Ontology annotation, biological process: positive regulation of transcription by RNA polymerase II. The record is from RefSeq and is a predicted model, not a curated record. Bases 1026 to 3233 code for a protein of 735 amino acids. Gene Ontology annotation, cellular component: nucleus. Gene Ontology annotation, molecular function: DNA-binding transcription factor activity; RNA polymerase II cis-regulatory region sequence-specific DNA binding. Lineage: Eukaryota; Metazoa; Chordata; Actinopteri; Spariformes; Sparidae. The transcript has 3 exons.
UGGAAGUGUAAAGUAACAGAAAAUGAAAAUUACCCCAAGACUCUUUAUUUGUUUUCUUUCUUCUCCUUUCUGUUUCUUUUCCUUUUCUUGCCUUGGAUCCUGACACCGGACAUCCUUGUGUUUGUAAUAUCGUCCUCCUGAGUUUCCUGUGUUUGCUUGUUCGUCAAAGCACUUUGUAAACUCUAUUUCUAAAUAAACUUUAUCACAGGUUAAUUAUUGAGUAAACGUCCGGAGUUACAUUCCACCACGGCUACGGGAUAAUCGAUUAAUCGACUAGUUGCAGCUCUGCGCCCUCUCACCCUGGCUGCUGCAGUGUGUUGUUCCCACAAGCAGGCGGCGACAGAUCCCAGUCCUGCAGCUCAGGUCGCCUCUCUGCAGCUUCUCGUCACUUCGCUGUCAUUCUGCAACUUCGGAGCCAUUCGUCUGAAUGUUUUCUGUAUUCUUAUGUGUGUGUGUGUGUGUGUGUGUUAUCGCUCACAGCUGCCCAGAGAGAAAAAGAGAAAUGAGUGUCGCUCUGAUCGCACUUUGGUUUUGUGAGACACCUGUAGGAAACCACAGAGGUAGUUCCUCUGAGCUGCUGAGGAGGAACUAAACGAUCAUUUUUUUUGUCAACCAUCAGGAUGUGAAAUCCACAAUGACACACGUAAAAAUCAGAAAGACAGCGUGUUAGGGAAAAAACAAACAAACAAACAAAAAAGCUUUUAAGUGUGAUUACAGAAGGAGUUACUCGAGGAGGGCGGGGUCAGGGUCGUGGAAGCGGAGCGGGGCGGGCGGUGCCUACACUCGCCCAUGCCCCCUUUCGCCCUCCGCUGGCUGCGGGGGAAGAAGCGUGAACUUGAACGCAGCCUUCACUGCUCACAGAGCGAGUCCAGGCAGAGGCCAGCCAGUCUUAUCAGUCCGUCCACCGCCGCUCAGGUUUCGGUCAACUUCUCGCAGAAGGAGCAGCCGGGCGGAUUCCUGGAGGGUUUUCUGGUUUGGAGCUGUUUGGGACCCUGAACGGUGCCGGACGCGGGACGCUCGACGCGAUGUCCAGGCGCAAACUUGGCAGCAGACCGCAGCACCUGAGUGCAAUUCAAGAUGUCACUGACAUGGCGGAUGGCGCCACUCCACCAGACGACCACCUUCCUCCUCCUCCUCCUCCACAGGUCCGGGCCCCAGACGAUGGUCGCGACCUCCUGACCUGCGGCCAGUGCAGCCGGGCCUUCCCGCUCGCCCACAUCUUGGCGUUCAUCCAGCACAAACAGGGCGGCUGCCGCUCCCGAAACCAAGCCCCCAGCGCUAACGCCACACCCCCCUCACCUGCCAACCGCGCACAGCAGCGCGUCGCCAACGCCGAGCCGGGGCCGGGCUUCAUCGAGCUAAGGAGAGGAAGGGCCGGCGGGGACCAGGCCUGGGGGGAGGAGCCCGGUGUGAGGGCGGAGCGAAACAAAGCAGUUUCUGACGAGCCCUCCUAUUUCACCUGCCAGCAGUGUGAAGGCCUGUUCCCAUCUGCCUGGGCGCUCCUGCAGCACGCCCAGCACACACACUCCUUCAGCAUUUACCAGGAGGACGAGGAGGACGACGUCGGAGGAGGAGGAAGAGGAGGACUCAAACAGCACAAGCCUGCUGCAGCCACUCUGGACCCUCGCCGCCUGAGCCAAGCUCUCGCCUCUGCCUUUCAGCCCUCCGCCAUGCGCCUCAGUCGCUCCCGUCAGACACACCCCACCUCCUCCUCCACCUCCUCCUCCGCCAACCUGCAGGCUCUGAACUUUUCAGUGCGGCUCAGGGAGCUCGCCGAGGGGAAUGGCAACACCGCGGGCGGCUCUCCCGGAGGCCUGGUGCUGUCGCCGUCCUCUUCUCCGCCGGCAGCUUCUCCCUUUCCUCAGAACAGCGCCCUCCAGGCUGAGUUCCACUGCGAGCCGUGUGACCAGAGCUUCCAGUCCCUGCGCGCCCUGUCCGCCCACCGCCGGACUCACGCCUGCGAGAGGCCCUAUCACUGCGGCGUGUGCGGGGAGGCCUUCACCCAGAGCGGCCAGCUGGCCCGUCACAUAAGGAGCCAUCACAGGGUGGCUGGAGGAGCAGGAGGUGGAUAUGAGCUGGUGGAGAUGGCGGUGAUGGAGGAGGACGUAGGGAGGCAGGGGAUGAGAGGGAGGUUUCAGAUGCAGCCAGCCGGAAUCAUGGGGAAGGGAAUGAUUGGCGCAGAUGUGAGAGCUCAAGGCCCCUCCGAGCUGGACCUGACCCUGCCCAAACACCCCUCCAUCGCUUCAGGCCUGGUGCUGCUGACCUCACAGGUGAGACCGUCAGACCAGGAGCUGCUGAGGCUGUACCAGCGCCAGAGAGAGGGGGGAGAAGGAGGGGAGGAGGAGGGAGAGGGGCAGGGGGAGCCUCAACACACCUCGCCCUGCGCCAGCCCCUCCGAAGGCUCACUGGAGAGCGGAGAGACGGGCGGCAGUGGCGAGAGCGGCAUCGCCAGCGGCAACUGCACGCCCAAGCGUCCAGAGAUGGGCGACAGGGUGCGAGGAGUCGGAGAGUGGGAGAACGAGAGAGGAGAGGUGAUUGAGAGGGAGAACGAGUGGAGCUCGGUCAAAGUGAGCGAGGCUGUGCAGGAGUGGCAGAGGGAGAACGAGCGCAGGAGUGUAGGAGGAGCUGUCAGCAGCGGAGGAAACAACAACAGCAGCAGCACCACGACCGGGUCAGGCGGCAAGAAGAAGAAAGACGAAGCGUGCGAGUACUGUGGUAAACAGUUCAGAAACAGCAGCAACCUGACUGUGCACCGCCGCAGCCACACAGGCGAGAGACCCUACCGCUGCGGCCUCUGCAACUACGCCUGCGCCCAGAGUUCAAAGUUAACGCGCCACAUGAAGACCCACGGCGCCCAGGGGGCAAAGGCGUCCUUCCUGUGCCAGCUGUGUGCCGUGCCCUUCACCGUCUAUGCCACGCUGGAGAAACACCUGAAGAAAGUCCACGGCCUGAGCCACGCCAGCGUUGGAGCGUACGCACAGGCCAGCGCCGCGGACACCCUGGCCGCCAUCAAAGCGGAAGAGGCAGCAGUGGUGGUGAAAAUGGAGGAGGACGAAGCCAGUUUGGAUCAGAUAGAAUUGGAGAGCAAAGUGCAGAGCGAUGUGUUGAAAAGCAUGGAGGUGGAGGAGGGGCAGAGCCAAGCGGAGUACGCCGGGGACGUCGGGAGUCCAGCCAUGGCGGGAGCACCUGACAGCAACGCAGAAAUGAGCUUGGCUUUGGCGUCUGCGCCGUGAGAGCUGCUGUCAUCCACUAAUUGACACUGCGACGUUGCUGUACAGGAUUUAACUUGCCCACUCAAAUUAAACAGAACUCGUCCCAUCACUGAACUGACAGUCAAGUUAAACUGGAAUCAAGUUUAAAGAAGAAGCUGAAGGAAGCAGCAGGCGGUCCCGUCCUCCCUGCCAGCGCGGAGGCACCCAGCAGCCGUCAAACGCUGUUCAUGAUUGUAUGCAAAGCUGCUGGGUGAAACUAAGUGCCUACAGUUCUUUAGACCACAGAGCAAAAACAAGGCCAUGACAUUCAGCAGGGAGAUUACCAGAGCUCUUGAACAGGAAGUGAACCGCCACAGUCCACACCGACACAGGAAACUGAUCACCAUGUUGCAGCGCAGGAUGCAAAAGACGAGUGAUUUAUCUCUCUGGUGACCCACUGGACAGAUUAUUAACUGUCAGAUAAUAUAAAGGGGAUUAUAUUGAAUAAAAAAAGGCAUAGCAAUAAAAAAAAAGUGAUGUUAAUAUAUUUUCAGCGUCAGCAGAUGGAGGGAGAGGUCUUACUGUGCUACCUAGCUGUUGCUGGUUUUCUUCUGGACAAGACCUUUUAAAGACUAAAGAUGUUCGAACAGACACAAGGGUGAAAUGAAUCCAAACACCGUCUGCCUGCAGUUUCUCAGACUCUUCUUUUUAAAGGCGCUUGGUUGUCACAACACUUGUAACUUACCGUAAUGUUUACAGGGCUCACGGGGCCUGGCAAAGGUUGUGCUCCUGACUUUGUGACAGUAUGUAUGGAUUUUUUUUUGGGUUCUUAUUUUAUAAAUGUGAAUAAUGAGACUUACAAGUCUCAUCUACUGAUGCUUUUCUUUUUCAGGAUUAGUUUCUAUGCAUAAAAACAACUGCAAUUUUUACCUACAUGUGAAACGGGUGUGUAUUAUUUUCCUCUAUUUGUAUCUAUUAUUGUGACGGUAACUUCUCUCUUUCACUGUUUACAUUUGUAAAGUGCCCGACUGCUUGAAGCUUGUGCAUGUUUUGCAGCCUUUUUUUUUGUUUGUUUUCUUUUGUUGUCUGUGUUUGAAUUAUUCCUUAUUUAUGGAUGCUGCAUGUUGGUGGUUGUGUAACGGAGAAAAAAAAAGAAAAAACAAAAAAAAGAAGAAGCUGUUCCACUGCUGAGCUAAAGGGUUGAGAUGUGACGGAGUAGCUGGUCGUUUGGUGCAGUUGUGUCGAGCACUUGGGUGAGUGAGUUGUGUGAAUGUUUUUGUGUGUAGAUACAUAUUGGAAAACAUCCUCAGGUGACACCUCUACUUGAACCCUCUGUCCUGUGUUCACGUCUCCUCAGCAGGACUCCGCCGGUCGUAAUCUGGAGAAUAUAUCAAUAUUUUAUUGAGACUUAAUAUCCUCUUGGAGUUUGAACAUCGCGAUACGAUAAGUGUUGUCUUUUCUGUACCGACCAGACUGUUGUACUUGUCCUAAUGCUAAACAAGAAUCUGAAAACAAUAUUGCUGCCAUAUGAAGUAUUUCGUCAAAAAUGUUGUGAGAUUUGGUUUCGUCAGCCCGUCCUCGCAUUUGUGCUUCUGAGGGGAUUUCAAAAUAUCGUGUGAGGUGGCCACAGUACAAGAAAUGUUCAACUUUAAUACAAUAGUAGUUUAAUGACGCUCAAUGCCUCUUUCAAUACCAGGGCAAAAAUCAAAAAAAAGGUUAAAAAACACAUCUGCACAGCCUUGGGCUGAAAAUGUGACUGUAGAUGUGUUUCUAUUUUUAUUAGCUCUGAUAGAUAAUGUUGAAUACUGUUGAAUGUAAAUAUUGUUGGCAUUGCUUUAAAGACAGCGCCAAAAUAUCGACACGUUUUACAAACUUCAAGGGGCAAUAUGUAAGAAUUUUGUUAAUAACAUUCGCAUAUGAACUAAAAUCAUCAACAGGAAGUAACAAAUAACAGUUAUAACAUUAUGUCAUUUAUUUAUUGUUUUGUAGAGAAGUUAGCAAGCUAGCCAGCAGGCUAACGAGCUAGCACCAGUGGUGUAAAUGCUGACGCGUAUCCGGUUCCUGAGCUACCAAUUCGGUAUGCUAUCCGCACAGCUAACUGUGUUUACUAGCUAACGGCAGCUACAGUUAGAAGCACUUGGCGAUCACUUUGUUCAUAUGCUGCUCUUUAUUUUCUGUGCGUAUGAGUCGAAGGGGCUCUGGGAAACUUUCCUGUCAUUACAUUGUGUUAGCCCACUCCAUUUCUAACCUAACGCAAGCUGCUCUUGCACUCUGUUAGCAGAGCAGAAGGGGCAUUAAACAACCCAAACAAAUCGUCGUCUGCAGGCUCGUAUACGCAACGGAGAAAGAUGGAGAAGGUCUAAUUUUUCUUGUCAUGCUCAUAUGGCUGAUAAAAAAGUGAUUCAUAAAUGCGAACCACUACAUAUUGUUACGUAGAGCCCCUUUAAUAUCCUGUGUCAUGCCAUAUUUAAUGCCCUCCGUGUCGUGCUUCUGACGGGGGAUCAUGUGUCAACGCUGAGGAUUAGGUUCAGAAAGACAAACGCAAGGACAAAUAAAACAGGACAAAGUGGUUGAGUAGAGUGCUGCCGACUUUGUCGUGACUACUGUGAUGACUCUGUGUUACCAUAACUGUCAGGGAAAAACAAAUUCUUGUGUGUGUUGUGGACUGAAUGAUUCUGAGUGCAGUGUAACUGUUCAGGGAUAAUAUUGUGUACAUAGAUUCUUGCUGUUGCUCUACUUGUUGUUGUUGUUAUUAUUAUUAUUAUUAUUAUUAUUAUUAUUAUUAAUAUUAACUGCCUCCACUUUUCCUUGCACCGUCUCCUUUUACGCUGGCUAUUGUGAAGCUAUACCGCUCUGCUGUCUUUGUAAACUCGACACCAUUUUGUAAUUGAGGAGCCUCAAUAAAGAAUUGAGGUGACA